This is a messenger RNA of Dermochelys coriacea (leatherback sea turtle), 7730 nucleotides long. It is a transcript of the gene MKI67, whose product is annotated as marker of proliferation Ki-67. Gene Ontology annotation, cellular component: chromosome; nucleus. The transcript is spliced from 18 exons. The coding region runs from base 141 to 7181 and encodes 2346 amino acids. NCBI's taxonomy places the organism in Eukaryota, Metazoa, Chordata, Testudines, Dermochelyidae. The record is from RefSeq and is a predicted model, not a curated record. Gene Ontology annotation, molecular function: protein binding. Gene Ontology annotation, biological process: regulation of chromosome segregation; regulation of mitotic nuclear division.
GGUCCUGUAUCCUUCCUCCUCACUCGCGCAGGAGGGAGGGGAAACAAAUAGUCCCGGAAGGAUGUCUGUCCCAGCGGUCGACAUUUCUGCAGCUCCAGAAGGGUGAUUUCUGUCAGCAGGUAAGACUUCCAGUUUCAAAGAUGCCACUCUUUGGGAAAAUUGUUGUUAUUAAACGGAAUGGGACUGAUGGAAUCCAUUUUCCACUCACUGCAAGUUCUUGUUUAUUUGGAAGGAAAACGGAGUGCGAUAUCCGCAUACAGCUGCCUCAAGUCUCAAAAGAACAUUGUAAAAUUGAAGUCAAUGAGAACAAGGAGGCAAUCUUGAUUAAUUUAAGUACUGUGAAUCCAACGCAAUUGAAUGGUAACAGUUUUCAGCAACCUGCACAUCUGAAGCAUGGAGAUGUGUUCACUAUUGUUGAUCGUUCUUUCAGGUUUGAAUAUCUGCCUCAAUCAACGCCAAGAAAGAGACUUUCUAGAACUCCAAAAAAUGAAACUCUACAGGUUCUUCAUGUUCAGCAGGUGGAAGAAGUGGAAUUACAGAACCCAGCAUCUAAAAGUCCUCAUAUCUCUGAUAAAAUCAUAGAAUGUGAAGGCCAAAAUUUUGGUGAAAAUGACAAGCAAAGCACCAAGGAAGAUAUUUCCAGAGUUGUACCAGCCAAACAACAUGCAACACCUAAAUCAACAUACAGAACAGCUAAAUCUAACAGAAGAGAAAACGAGAUGUCUCCUUUUAGCAAACUUUAUGAAUUGUUGAAAAAUGAGAUUGAUGAGAAAACACAGAUAGAUGGCAACGAAGAGAUACCUAUGCCACGACAAGCAGAGACUAAUGCCCAGCAAAUUUCAUUAUUGAUAUUUCCAUCUGGUCAAGAGACCCAAACUAAGGAAAAAGAGGCAAUCAUUGGUGAAGAUAUUGAACAAUCUAAAGUUAAAGAACAAGAAAUACACAGUGUGGAACUUAAUCAGAUUUCUACUGAAGGAAAUAGUUCUAAGAAGUCCAAUGAAAUAAGUUCUGCAAAUUCAGGUGAACCAUGGACUGAACAAGAUCCAUCAUUAGGAGUUAAAGCAACAGAACUUUCAAAUGAAAUUCAAAAGAAAGAUGUAGUGUGCAGUAGAGUUGGUGGGAAUGAAUCUUGUAUUUUGGGGAAAAGUAAUAAAUAUUCAAAGCAAAAGAGAAAUAGUAAACAGCUUACACCAAGAAAAUCCUUAAAUGCAGAAGAAGUGCUAAAAGAAAUUCAUGAUGAGACUUACUCUGUUAGCAUAACUAAGGAGAGAAAUUCUGAAACUGUUGAAUUUUCUCCUGGGUAUAGUAAUUCCAAAAGCCCCAAAGGGAGUGUUAGACAAGGUAAAAAAUUUUCAAAUAAAAGUCCAUCAUCAGAAUUAUUAACUCCGGAAAGUUUAACACCGAAAGAUGCAUCUUCUGCUAGCUGUGAACAUCACUCUGGAGCGCGAAGGGGAAGACGAAUGAGCUCUGGAAAGAUGGCUGAAGAAACAUUGGAGAGAGAUUCAUCUCAAGAACCUGACAAGAAUGUAGAUACUAAAGGUAGUGAAGUUAAAGAAAAGCUGACCACAGAGAACUACCAACAGAAAUUAGAGGUGGAAGAUGCUAAUAUUGUACUGGGUCCUCACAGAUUAUCAAAAAGAAGGUGCUCUGAAAGUGUUGCACUUCUGAGAGAUGGUGAAGUUACAUCAAAAAUAAAUAUUUCUAGCCUACCUACUGAAGACAAAAAGUCAGAAGGUGAGACAAAGAGGUUACCUCAAAAGCGGAAAAGUGGAGAACUUGAGUUAUUACAGCAGCCUUUUGGAAAAAGAAAAAGAGUGUCCUUUGGUGGUCAUCUCAGUCCUGAACUUUUUGAUAAAAGUCUGCCACCCAAUUCACCACUUAGAAGAGGUGCAAUUCCAGCAAGGUUAAGCUUACCAUUUGGAAAUUCACCUCGUGCAGUUCUGAAGAAGGGCCAGGGAUUCAAACGUCUUGUAAUCAAGGAUCUUUCAGAGCAUUUGCAGAGACAAAAACCACCACAAAAAAACUUGCCCGCCAGAAGGUCCCCGGCUGCCUCGCCGCCCGCCAGAAGGUCCCCGGCUGCCUCGCCACCCGCCAGAAGGUCCCCGGCUGCCUCGCCGCCCGCCCUUGAAAAAGUGUCACCUAAGCUCACUGCAAACUCCCCAUCAAAUACACCAUACACAAAAGGAUGUUUCUCUAUUUCUCAUAUUAGCACACCAUCUCCUACUUCAAAGGAGCAGGGUAUUGCUGCAACAGAAGUUAAGGAAAGUGAGAGAGAUUUUACUGGAGUCAAGACACCUGAAUCUUUUCAUGUUAACCAGGAACAUCGGAUGUCUGUGCCAACUACACCUAAACAAUUAAUAAGGCGUAGUAUAAGAUUUUCUGCGAAGAGAACUCCCAUGAAGAGGAGGAGUGAUGCUGUGGAAACAAUUCAUUCUAAAAGAAGAAGUGGUGCUUCUAAAGCCAAUUUGCUAGUUGCAAAAUCUUGGGCAGAAGUGGUGAAGUUGGGUGUUGCAAAACCACAAGUAAAAGCUGUUAAAAAAUGUGUUCUCAAAGGAAAAUCAGCCAAGAAGUUAAAAUCACCCAAGACUCCAGCAAGAAAAGUAAAGGGUCAUUUUAGUACAGGUCAUGCAGAUUCUCCAGCUACCAUAGUGAUAGGAAAAGCUCAUACCACCACAGUGAAGCUGGUUGGACAGGCCCCUAGAGUGGUGAAGAAUUGUGCUUUGAAACAAAACAUGGAUAUAAAUGAAAGCUUCACAGGAAUGACUGAGAUGUUUAGAACUCCAGUAAAUGAAAAUCAAAAAAGUCCAUCUUUAUCUGCUCACAAGACUAAUCUUACACCAUCAUGUGCUAAAGCAGAAGGCUCUGAGAUACACACUCCAGAGGAGUCUGGAGAGAUGGUAAUAUCACCAUUAAGUACCUCCACCAUGUCACAACAGAGAAAAGAUAGUCAAGAUGUUGUAUCGCGCUUCCUGAGACUGGAGAAGUCUCCAAAUUCUGCUUUUGUGGCUGCUAAGUUAAAGCCGACUCCUAAAAAAGAGAGAACUGUACUGGAAGAGAAGAUGGAAAUGAGUAAUCCGUUAGUAAUGCCAGAAAAGCAUAUAACUGAGGUGACAGUGAGAGCUAAAAGGCUUGUGAAGACUCCAAAGCAAAAGACUGAACCUAUCGAGGCUCUCUCGGGCGUCAAAAGACUCUUGAGGACUCCAAAGCAAAAGACUGAACCCGUCGAGGCUCUCUCGGGCGUCAAAAGGCUCUUGAGGACUCCAAAGCAAAAGACCGAACCAAUUGAGGCUCUCUCGGGCGUCAGAAGGCUCUUGAGGACUCCAAAGCAAAAGACCGAACCCAUUGAGGCUCUCUCGGGCGUCAGAAGGCUCUUGAGGACUCCAAAGCAAAAGACCGAACCCAUUGAGGCUCUCUCGGGCGUCAAAAGGCUCUUGAGGACUCCAAAGCAAAAGACCGAACCCAUCGAGGCUCUCUCAGGCGUCAAAAGGCUCUUGAGGACUCCAAAGCAAAAGACCGAAUCCGUUGAGGCUCUCUCGGGCGUCAAAAGACUCUUGAGGACACCAAAGCAAAAGACCGAACCCAUCGAGGUUCUGUCGGGCAUCAAAAGGCUCUUGAGGACUCCGAAGCAGAAGAUGGAACCUCUUACAGAUGAAAUUGCCUUAAAAAGAUUACUAAAGACUCCAGCACAAAAAAAGCAAGUAGUAAAUGAUCUGGUGGGAGUCUCUUUUUUGAAGACGACACAAAAGCAGAAAUGUCAGCCAGUAGAAAACAUGAUAAGGAUCAGCCAUAUUAUGAAAACAUCUAAUCAGAGAAUCCAAUCAGAAGAUAUGGUAGGAAUCAAAAGGCUAUUGAAGACAAAGGAAAGAAUUGAACCAGUAGAAGACAUGUUUGGUAUCAGCAGACUACUAAGGACACCAAGGGAAAAAUAUCUUCCAGUUGAUGACUAUGUGGGAUUGCAAAAACUUAUGGCUGAGCCUAAACAAAAAUAUUCAAAUUAUGAACUGGAUUAUGUUGGUGUUAAAGAAAUUUUUGAUACGCCAAAGGAAAUUAAGGUCAAAGUUACGGAUCUCAUGCAAGAAAAUAAUUCUCCUCAUAUUGAUCCUAAAAGCGAACAUGAAUCUAGAGGAAAUUAUGAAAGAGAAGAGCUGAAGCAAGAGAAAAGAAUAGAAGAUUCACUUGAAAAAACAUCACUCCCAUUUGUGAGAUCUAGGAAUAGAAACAUUAAAAAUGAACAAGAAUUGCAAGAAAACCUUGAACAUGCAUGUAUUUUACCUAAGGAGUCAGAAAUUGUGAAAAAUAUAGAAAAUAUUGAAAAAGAAAAAGUGAGUGAUGGGUCUCUGACAGAGAGCCAUAAUCUCUCAAAUUCAGUAAUCUCUCUUUUACUUACCAAAAUGGAUCCAGUUCAAGAACCAGCUAUGCAACUGCAAAGAGAAUCUAGUAGCAGUAAAAAUGUAAGAGGGCACCCUCUGCAAACAGGGCUGAUAGCACCUGAAGAUAAGUCUGAUCAAGGUAAUGUAGAAAAUAAUGAAAAGGUGACUCUGUCAGUUAGGAAGAGGUCUAGAAGGGCGAAAAAAUUAGAAAUGCUAGAAUCAUUAGUUCCAGUUAAAAGAACCAGAAGAGGGAAAACUGAAGAUAACGAACAGGGAUUUACAGGGGAACAUGAUGCAAAAGAAAAACCCCAAAGACAGACAACAAGGAACCCCUGUAGAGCAGAAACAGUAAAGUGUGUACAAAGAGAUGAACAGGAUUUUGCCAACAGUACCAUUGAGGCUGCUGCAGUAGAAGAAUCUGAAAUCAAUAAACCAACCCUUGAAAUUAUGGUAACAGAGAUGAAAGGAAGAAAAUCUUUGAGAGUAAAAUCUAGAAAGCAAUUGGAGGAAACAAAGAAAGAAAGUACAGAGAUGGGACCUGAAAAUGUAAGAAGUGUCCAGGAAACCAAGAGAACAUCAAAAGAAACUGUAGUUAAAACACACAAAUCUAUAAAAAAUGAGACAAAAGCAGCUCAGGGAAAUAAGGAAGCAAAAACAGGUCAAAGCUUAAAGUUAAAGGAGUCACAUUUUGAAAACACAAAUGACGCACCACUUGAUGUUUAUAGCUUGCAAGCAAACAGGAAUUCAAUUAAAAAAACUAAUCAAACACAUGGAAAUAAGAGAGGUCAAAAAGGUAUAUUGGACAUUAAGGAAGGUGAAUUUGCCAAAAAUGAAAAAAUGAUACCACAAAAUAUAUCAGAAACUGAACCAGAGACAAUUUCUGCAAAGGAUUCCAUAGGAUCUCUAGAGACAGUGCAAAAUUCCAAAACCAAGGAAGCCCAAAACAAUCCAACUGCUGCAAUGGUAUAUGGUCCUAAAGAUGAUGAGAGAACUGUUCUUAGACAUGGAAAGAGGACAAGGAAAGGUGAUGGCAAACAGGAAGCAUCUGAAACCAAACAAAUUGAGAUUUUAGAAAAUAAUCCUACAGAAGCAAAUGAAAAUACACCAAAAAGAGACAGAGGGAAAAAAGUUCAUUUUGAACUUGAGGAAGCCAGUUCUGCUUCUCUCAGAGGAAAACACAUUUUACCUGAAGGUAAUGAUAAAGACCAGAAUGAGACUUCAGAAAACAUUCCUUCCCAAGCAAAUGAAAAUCUCUCAAGAAGGGGCAGAAGUAAAGAGGUUGAUCUCAUACCAGAUGCAGUUAGUUCCACUUCUCUUAGAAAAAAAUACAGCUUGUCAGAAAGUGAUGCCAAAAAAGACCAAGAUGCAGCUUUGGAAUCUACUUCUUCCCCUACAAAAGAGAAUACAUCCAGAAGGGGUGGAAGGAAACAGGUUGAUCAUAAAGUGCUAGCAGCUAAUUCCACUUCUUUUGGAGGAAAAUACACCUUGCCAAGAGAUAGCAGUAAAGAAGAGAUGUCAGAAAGUCAGAAUGUUCCUUUGGAAGCUGUUGUUUCGCCUACAAAAGAGAAGCUCUCAAGAAGCGGCAGAAGGAACCAAGUUUCUCUCACAUCUCAGGCAGCUAGUUGCACUUCUCUCAGAGGAAAAAGUAGCUUGACAGAAAAUGAUGAUAAAGAUGCGAUUCCUAAAGACCAAAACGUGCCUUUGGGAAGGACUACCUCCCAGGCAAAGGUGAAUCCAUCAAAAAAGGGCAGAAGGAAACAGGUUGAUCUCACAACACAAGCAGCUAGUUCCACUUCUUUCCGAGGAAAAAGCAGCUUGCCAGAAAAUGAUGAUAAAGUGAAGGUUCUUAAAGAAGACCAAAAUGUGCCUUUGAGAAAUACUACCGAGGCAAAAGCUAAUCCACCAAGAAAGGGCAGACGGAAACAGGUUGAUCUUACAACACAGGCAGCUAGUUCCACUUCUCUCCGAGGAAAAAGCAGCUUGCCAGAAAACGAUGGUAAAGAGAAGGUUCCUAAAGAAGACCAAAUUGUGCCUUUGGGAAAUACUACCGAGGCAAAAGCUAAUCCACCAAGAAAAGGCCGACGGAAACAGGUUGAUCUCACAACACAGGCAGCUAGUUCCACUUCUCUCCGAGGAAAAAGCAACUUGCCAGAAAAUGAUGAUAAAGAGAAGGUUCCUAAAGAAGACCAAAAUGUGCCUUUGGGAAAUACUACUGAGGCUAAAGCUAAUCCACCAAGAAAGGGCAGAAGGAAAAAGGUUGAUCUCACAACACAGGCAGCUAGUUCCACUUCUCUCCGAGGAAAAAGCAGCUUGCCAGAAAAUGAUGAUAAAGAGAAGGUUCUUAAAGAGGACCAAAAUGUGCCUUUGGGAAAUAUUAUUUCCCAGGCAUCAAAAAAGGGCAGAAGAAUACAGGUUGAUUUCACAAUACAGGCAGCUAGUUCCACUUCUCUCCGAGGAAAAAGAAGCUUGCCAGAAAAUGAUGGUAAAGAGAAGGUUCCUAAAGAAGACCAAAAUGUGCCUUUGGGAAAUACUACCGAGGCUAAAGCUAAUCCACCAAGAAAGGGCAGAAGGAAACAGGUUGAUCUCACAUCUCAAGUAGCUAGUUCCUCUUCUCUCAGGGGAAAACGCCACUUGCCAGAGGAUGAAAAGGCAGCCAAAAAAUUAAAAACAGAGUAUGGUGAAAAUAUAACUCUGCAGAAAGAAACAAGAAACAAAACUAAAGAAAAACUUGGCAAAGGUGAUAUAAGCAUGAUUCAGAGUGCUGGAGGAACAGAAAGGAAAACAAGAGCAAGUGCAAGAACAAGAAAAUAACCUCCUUAAUAGUUGUAGAACCAGUUUUGAAAUCUUUUCAGUAUUUGAUUUUGCAGUUUUUUUAUGUAAAUGGAUGAGCACUUAGAUUUGAUAGAGUUGUAAAGCAUUCCGUGAAUUUAGGUAUAAUGGAGAUAUGUUUAUCUGUUUAUAUAAGUAGAAGAGAUACCUCUUUUAAUGGCAUAAUUCAGCCAAAUAUAUUUGCUUUCCAAACUGUGGUUAGCUUGUGCUAAAUUACAGCAACUGAAAAAAACUUCCUGUGCCAACACUGAUGCCUCCUUUCUUUGAUGAUCAUUUCAGCAGUCUGGAAGUUGUAUUACUUUGCUGAAUCUGCCCAUAUGUAAUUGUAUGUUCUUAUCUAGUUAGCUGAAUUUUGGGAUACUAAAUUUUUAUGUUUUCAUGAAAAUGCUGUAAAUAUCCUUUUUAAAAAGUCUACAGGUUUUUAUUGGCAAAACUAUUAUGUGGGAAUUCUGAUUUAACAGCUUAAAUUGACUACUGCAAAAAAUGCAAAUAGAUUUUUAUAAAAGAGUUAAUAAAUUUUGUAAAUGUUAA